Messenger RNA from Tigriopus californicus, 1492 nucleotides. RefSeq lists its product as uncharacterized. NCBI's taxonomy places the organism in Eukaryota, Metazoa, Arthropoda, Copepoda, Harpacticoida, Harpacticidae. The transcript is spliced from 5 exons. The record is from RefSeq and is a predicted model, not a curated record. The coding region runs from base 716 to 1153 and encodes 145 amino acids.
AUUGGCUCAGUUUCCAUUUUAUGUCCCUAUUCAUACAAUCGACGAGGUCCUCGAGGAAGGACCAGACCCUCAACGGACAACACAGAGUUGUUGGUAGUCGUAUUUGUGACUUUGGAACACAAACCUUCAGUGUGGUCUAAUAAAUCCACAGUGAUUGGAAGCUCGGGACAAGGCCAACGGAAAGCGAGCGAUCGAGUCAACCAGAAAAAUAACAACACAAAGCGCUUCUUUGUCUGUUGCUCCUGGCUUGUCUCACUUGGAGUACACUCGAGAGCUGGCUCAAAAUCCAUCGACCGUGAAUGGAGAUUCAUCGGUAGAAGUUGUUGGUGUUUUCAUUUUUGGAUAUUGGUACUCGACGGUCUCGACCCGAGCGAGGAUCUUUGGAAUAGAACCUUUCAAAGGCCCGCUUUCAAGGCUAGGCCAAUAAACAGAGAUUGUGCCCAUGGACAUGGAAACAACCGGAAAUUAGUCCAUCCGAGCGAAGCGAAUGAAAAGCACGCUUUUGUUUUUCCUAGUGGGCAUGUUAAAACGACAACAGCAGUCCACGUGCAUGUGAGGUCAAACUUCACGCUUUGUAAAGGCUACCAGUGGUUGGAAAAGGCCGACCCUCGUGGACGCAGGACGUUGAAGAAGAGUCCAGAGAGUUCUACUUGGUUCAGAGCCGGUCCCCAAGGAUUCAAGCAUUGCUCCCGGUGACAAAUUGAGACCACUUAAGAUGUCCGGACAGGAUCGUGACACUUUCAGCACCAGUCACAUCAGCCGUAAUCCCACCUCAAAUAGCGACGGGGCGGCCAACAGGCAGGAUUACAGCAACAUACCCAGUGAUGAGAGACGACUCAAUUUAGGGGAUUACGUCACAGAGCUGGACGGAGCUGAGCCCGGCAUUCCGGGCGGAAUCACGACCAUCGUUAUUCUGACAGCCCUUGCUUUAAUUUUCUUGUUGCUCUUCAUCUUUGGAUUGUUGACCCUCCUGAAGAAGAGGAAUCAGGAACCUCGGGAGCACCAAGCGAUCUACACCGCCGCCGUACCAAACAGCCACUUCACCGCGGACAAUAAGGAAAUGAGUUGCCUGAACUGCAGAUUGAUCGAAAUGGGGAGUAUGGCUUGCUAUCAAGAACUUUGCCCUCAGUGUGGACGACCCCCUCCACGAUAAGAGGACUCAUCUUGCAUUCAAAAACCAAGCAUAACGAUAGGAUUAACGAUGUAUUUGUUGAGGUUAUUUCAUUUCAAGUACUAAGCUGUUAAGUUUCUGACCACCAUGUACAUAUUCUAUAUAGAACCCAGUAUAAGCGGCAAUAUGCGAAAGUGUCUCAAAAUGCAUUUACGAAGUGAUUUCGUAGAAAGCAGUAACCAUAAUAUUCAUUAUUACUGUUCUGACAAAAUUUUGUUCGAACCACUCUUAUAGGAUGUGCUUUUCCUCAUUGUCGGUGUUAUCUUGACCUCUUCAUAUUUUUUGAAAUACAUGUGUUUACCUUUUACAAGAAUAUUUUUU